AUGGCAACUCAACAAAGCUCCACCGUGGCCAACACUGAUGCCGCCUCAUACCUUGAUAUGGGCAUCACACUGGCGAUCAACAACUGGCCCGCCCUCACACUUGCCGUGCAAUCGAACUGGGGUGGCCCAAAUUCGGCCGACAAGCGCGCCUGGCUAUGCGGUGCGAUCUCAGAUAUGAUAGCAGACCGGCCCGAGACCGACGCUGAGGAUUUGGAGGAUGUGCUUAUCCAGGUCAUGAAUGACGAGUUCGACGCUGUGGUGGACGACGAGAGUGCCGCUAAGGUAGGCACUGAGAUCAUGGAGAUGAGGGCACAGACUGGUCGCGGCGAAUUUGCAGAGAUCCAGGCUCAGUGGGACGCAUGGCAGAAGAAGAGCGAGGAGAAGGCUGCUAGCAUGUUCAAGCAGGUUGAGUCGAAGGAUGAAGACCAGGAGACGGAUGACGAGGCGGAUGAGGACGAUGCUGAAGACGUUGAGAUGGGCGAUGCGCCGGCUCCAAGAGAGAAGGUGGAGCCGGAGAUCGAUGAGGAUGGAUUUACAAAGGUGGUUGGGAAGAAGAGGCGGUGA
Penicillium chermesinum is the source of this 564-nucleotide messenger RNA. Its product is annotated as pre-rRNA-processing TSR2 family protein. Gene Ontology annotation, biological process: maturation of SSU-rRNA from tricistronic rRNA transcript (SSU-rRNA, 5.8S rRNA, LSU-rRNA). The coding region runs from base 1 to 564 and encodes 187 amino acids. Lineage: Eukaryota; Fungi; Ascomycota; Eurotiomycetes; Eurotiales; Aspergillaceae. Gene Ontology annotation, cellular component: nucleus. The record is from RefSeq and is a predicted model, not a curated record. The transcript has a single exon.